Molecule: messenger RNA, 2576 nt
Organism: Etheostoma spectabile (orangethroat darter)
Lineage: Eukaryota; Metazoa; Chordata; Actinopteri; Perciformes; Percidae
Product: multidrug and toxin extrusion protein 1
Exons: 17
Coding region: 191-2005 (604 amino acids)
Biological process (GO): xenobiotic detoxification by transmembrane export across the plasma membrane
Cellular component (GO): membrane
Molecular function (GO): xenobiotic transmembrane transporter activity; antiporter activity
Source: RefSeq, a predicted model, not a curated record
UUUUUACACCCCUCAUGUUUUUUCACAAUGUGUGUUGUUUUAGCUGGCCUUGGCAUAAUUCCAGGUCAGCUGUGACCACAGCAAACAUUUAUGUCCUUUCCAACCUCUUGGAGAGCAACUAAAACAAGACCAUGAGAGAAAAGACAGCCACUCCAGCAAAGGACCUGCAUCGGCAUCUCAUCCUGCAGACAUGGAGGGGUUCAGUGAAAAGCUUUUCUGCUGCGAGUGGGUGCGCCGCAGGGUUCCCCUGGCCUACAGAAAGGAACUGUACCACAUCCUGAAGAUGACAGGGCCUCUGCUCCUCUCUCGAAUCCUCAAUUAUCUGCUUCCAUUUGUGGUUACAAUGUUCUGUGGGCGUCUGGGAAAUGAAGUUCUGGCUGGCUAUGGAUUAGCUUCUGCUACCAUUAAUAUUACCACUGCAGCUACAGGAUGUGGUCUGGCACUGGCAUGCGAUACUUUGGUGUCUCAGACAUUUGGUGGUAAGAACCUGCUGCGGGUGGGAGUGAUCCUUCAGCGGGGCAUCAUCAUCCUGCUGUUGUUCUGUCUGCCCUGCUGGGCUCUGCUAAUUAAUGCCCAAGCCGUCAUGUUAUGCUUGGGCCAGGACCCUGAGAUUGCCAGAAUAGCCCAGCUGUAUAUAACAGGCUUCCUUCCUGCAGUACCAGCAAUGUUUCUACAACAUCUCCAGGUGUCUUACCUGCAGAACCAGGGUAUAAUACUGCCACAGAUGUACACUGCUGCCAUGGCAAACAUAGCAAACGUGAUGACGCACUACAUCUUUCUUUACUGGCUGGAUCUGGGUGUUAGCGGAUCUGUAGCAGCCAACACUCUGUCUCAGAUUUACAUCUGCACUUUUCUGUUUGCUUACAUUUGGUGGAAGAAUCUUCAUGUGAAAACAUGGGGAGGCUGGUCUGUAGAAUCACUGCAGGAGUGGGGCUCCUACAUGAAACUGGCCAUUCCCAGUACAUUAAUGAAGUGCUUUGAGUGGUGGGUUUAUGAGUUUGGUGGAUUCUUUGCAGGAAUGCUGAGUGAAGAUGAGCUGGCAGCCCAACAUGCUGUGAUUAUGAUGGCUUUCAUAACAUACAUGUUCCCUCUCGGUAUUCAAGCGGCAGCAUGUGCCCGAGUGGGAAAUGCUCUGGGUGCAGGAGACACUGCCAGGGCGAUCCUCACCAGCAAGAUGUCAUUAGCGCUUGCAGGUAGCAUUGCAGUUGUUGAAGGUGUUGUGCUUGGUGCUACUAAAUCAGUGAUUGGCUUCAUCUUCACCUCUGAUGUGAAGAUCAUAGGUCUGGUCUCACACUUGAUGAAUGCUUACUGUUUCCUUCAGUUCUUUGAUGCUCUUGUGUGUGUGUGCACAGGCAUCUUCUUGGGCACGGGAAAACAGAAGAUACCAGCUGUGGCCAAUCUGAUUGGAUACUACUGCAUAGGACUUUCACUCAGCGUUACUUUAACAUUUGUUGCAAAACUGAGAAUUUUAGGUUUUUGGCUGGGACUGCUUGUUUGUGUUAUUUUACAAUCCACCUUCUACAUCAUUGUCAUCUUCAAUCUGAACUGGGAGAAAAUGACAGAGGAGGCUAUAAACCGAGCACAGAACAACAAGCCUAUGACAUUAUUAAGCACAGUUGCCCUGUCAGACGGUGUGUGUAACAACACUGCUGACCAGACAGCGAGUAAUGGGAACUCAGUUGAAGGCUAUGUGUCUGUGAGCGCUGAGUGCCACGAUGAGAAGACAGAGACACAGGGGGGACAUGAUGUCCAGCAGCUGAAGGGUGGUCGUCUCUCCACUACCCAGCUGAUCCUCCGGCGAGGCCUCACUAUGUUUGCAGCCGUUGCACUUUUGGCUGUGGGAGCAAGUGUGCACUUCCUUCUGCCCUUGCCAGAAACCCUGCCUUCAGAUGCCAACUUUACUUUGGACUGGAUCAAUAUGACAUAUAAUCCUGAUCAGAUUUUCACCACUGCGCUGGUCCCAAGUGAAAAGUCAGUCCAAAAUUACCACAACGCUUCUGUUUAAUGUAUUAAAUACAAAGGUUGUCUUUAAUUAGACUCAUUCUCUUUGACAGAUUCAGCUGAAGACAGUUUGGCAGAUUGGCUGUAAAACUCUCGUGACUUAAAAGUUUGAGAGUAAUAUUUUGUUUAGUGAGAUUAAUUCAAUGAUUAUACACCGUUUCCCUUUCUGUGCCGGGUCUUUCUGUCCAUCUGCACAUUUGCCUUUCUUCUGCAAAUCCUGCUUUGACAUACUGCUAUGCAAACAUCUGCAUCAUAUUGUGUAGAGGUGCCUAACGAGUUACUUUACUGAAUGCAAUGACCGCUGCUCAUGUCCCCAAGUUAGUGAUCAGCAGGUUUAUAAUGAUUCCAGCAGCCAGGAUAAAUAGCAUGACAGCCAGAGCAAAUCCUCUAUACAGAACCAGAGUCCUGUGAGAGCGCUCCACCUCUGUUUGAACUGCUGGUUCCGCAUCAGUGUGAACCAGGUCCAUGAUGUCGGUUUCUUCCUGAAAGUUCUCUGGAUCAUCUUCCUGGGGACCUGGAUAUGUAAAUGUGACUCUAAUGUUUUUUCACUGAACAAUAUUAAAUUCCUAGAAUUA